Molecule: messenger RNA, 1176 nt
Organism: Passer domesticus (house sparrow)
Lineage: Eukaryota; Metazoa; Chordata; Aves; Passeriformes; Passeridae
Gene: CLDN1
Product: claudin 1
Exons: 4
Coding region: 41-676 (211 amino acids)
Biological process (GO): bicellular tight junction assembly; cell adhesion
Cellular component (GO): bicellular tight junction; plasma membrane
Molecular function (GO): structural molecule activity
Source: RefSeq, a predicted model, not a curated record
GCCGUCCCCUCAGCGCCACCGUCCCCCCCGGGCCGCAGACAUGGCCAGCGGAGGGCUGCAGCUCCUGGGCUUCGUCAUGGCCUUCCUCGGCUGGAUCGGCAUCAUCAUCAGCACCGCCAUGCCCCAGUGGAAGAUGGCAUCCUACGCGGGGGACAACAUCGUCACGGCCCAGGCGCUCUACGAGGGGCUGUGGAUGUCGUGCGCCAUGCAGAGCACGGGGCAGAUCCAGUGCAAGGUGUACGACUCGCUGCUCAAGCUGGAGGGCAGUCUGCAGGCCACAAGGGCUUUGAUGGUGGCUUCAAUACUCCUGGGGCUCGUUGGAAUGUUUGUUGCUGUGACUGGCAUGAAAUGCAUGAAGUGCAUGGAAGAUGACCAGGUGAAGAAGAUGAGGAUGGCUGUCUUCGGUGGGGUGAUCUUCAUCAUUUCAGGUCUGGCAGCGCUGGUGGCCACCUCGUGGUAUGGGAACAGAGUGGCUCGGGCCUUUUAUGACCCUUUCACCCCAGUCAACACCAGAUUUGAGUUUGGGUCAGCUCUCUUCAUUGGCUGGGCAGCUUCAUCUCUGGCCAUACUGGGGGGAUCCUUCCUCUGCUGCUCCUGUCCACGGAGAGAAACUUCAUAUCCACCUACCCGAGGCUACCCAAAAAAUGCCUCCUCCACAGGGAAGGAUUAUGUAUAAUGAAACAAAGAAGAGGAGCCACCAGCACUGGUAGUGAAAGCAUUUUGGAGAGGACACUACAAUGCCACUGUCCUGAGCAGAGUCCAAGCUCUAGGUUCUGCCUUCCUCUUCUCCCAAAAAUGUGUAUAUUUUUGUAAUCCUCUUUGCUACUGGACGUAACUUCUCCUUUCUCUCCCAGCCCGUGGAGGAAGGCUAGCCUAGAUUCAUAGGUAUCGCCACUGGAAAGAUGAAACCUCCAAGCUUGGGUUAAGUUUAGUAUUUGGGAGUAAAAGGGAAAAUGAUACUGUUUUUAUAGACGGAUGUUGGUGCUUUUUUUAGUUGGUUGUUUUUAUUUUUUUUUUAAAUAGAUGGUAACAAUUCAGUCCCAUAUCCCAUUAAGUUAGAGCCCAGUGUGGUGUGUGUAGAAAUUAAAGGAACAUAUAUACAGAAUGAUGAAACCAAUAGCUUAAGGGGAAACAUAAUUUUGGGGAAAAGGCUUUACAUGUAAGAAUGUUUGAAGA